CUUUAAUAAGAUAGAUCGCUUUGGUAUCAUUCAAAAGCUCUGAUGCUAAAUUAUAGCAAAAAUAAAAUAUAAUUAAAAGCGAAAAAUCGUUAAACUGUAAGUAAGUUUACUCAAUAGAUCCAUUGAUCCAUGGCUUCCAUGAAAGCUAAUAUUAAGUGGUGUACAAUAAGGUAGUACCUCAGCCCAGAACUAUUCAAAACCUACAUAAAAGAUCUUCCACUAGCAUCAUCAACUGAAACUUAUUUAUUUGCAGAUAAAAUUACCCUGAUAGCUUACUGCAUGUGGUCACAUCCAUCUUUGACUAACAUGUUUACAAUAAAUGAAGAUUCAAAGCUUAUGGUUAAAAACCCAAAAUUAGACAAGGAAAUAAAGGCUUCCAUGUUAUAGGAGCCAAAAUAUUAAAUAAAGUCAACUCCUAAUAUAUCCGCUUUGCUAUGUGAUGUGCAUAUACUACUCAAACAGUGGAAGAGGUACAUACAAAGCAGUGGUAGAGGAUUUACAAAUCAGCCAUUUAGUCAAGCUCAAAAUUGGAAGGUUCCAUUCAAAAAUUGAAAGUUCUUGGUUUAAAUUCUGAUGAUUAUACCAUUAAAAGUUUUACUAACUUUUACAAGCUUGUUGAUAAUAAAAUUUUACCCCAAUAUGAAGACUUUGAAGGUGUAACAGAGCUAUCUACUUGUAUAACAAUGUGUGGAUGCAAGGGAAGUAGUUUGGCUGCUUUUGAAAAUGAGACAAAAAGUUGUUUUUGUGGUGAAGGCACAAUUAAAAAAUGUGAUAGUGAUUAUUGCAUUUCAGUUUAUGAUUCCUCUGGUUAUAAUGUUUCAUUUUCCAAAAGACCUCCCUCAAAAGUAAAAAUAAAUACACCAUUUGAAACUACUGUUUCUUCUUUAAGUAAUAUGAAAGUGAUUGGUUUACUAGUAAAUAAUAGGCUUGCAAUGUAUUCAUCUAAUUUGUUGUCUCUUUUAAUUGGGAUGCCUGGAAACUACUCAAUGAUUGUUGAAGCAAGUGCUUUUUAUGGAUGUCCAAAUGAUAUCCAUAAAAUAACAGCUGAAGUUGGAGAAACUGUUUGUUAUUUUACUUUACCAGCUCAGAUCAAAUCUGAAAAUACAACAUUUAUAAUAUCUUUUCAUCUUACUGGCCCAGAUACAUUGAAAAAAGUUAGAAUUAAAUCAAUUGAAGGAAUUACAGAGGAGUUCACAGAAUUUUUAAAUCCAACAGCAUCGAUUUAUGUGGAAAUUGGUGGAAAUACUGAAACAGAUAGAUAUGAAGACUAUAAAGUUACAUUUAGCAAGAAUAAGCGAACAGCUGUUAUUGUUAGUCUUGAUCAUCAAAUAUCAUUUGCUGGUGAAAUAACAGGAUUUAGUGCUCAAAUCACUGUGCUUGGAGAUAUUAGAUUUUUGAUAUUAGAACCAUCUUGUAAUUUGUUAACCAAUGGGACUGCAAAGAAAAUGUGCUUUCUCACUAAAAAAUGUGUAGAACUAUCUGAUCCUUGCCCAAUCUAUUCUAAUGUUUAUUAUUCACCUGAUUUUAAUAAUAUUUUUUAUCCUGGUUGGAAUCAAUUUGGAUCUGCAAAUUCAAAGUUUCCAAAUAAUUUGACUCCUCGAUUAUCAUCAAACAUAAUGUUUAAACUUGUUUACAGCUUUCAAGUCAGUGCUGCAGUCUUAGGUCAGAAUGAUUUUGCAGUGCCAACUGAUAAACGAUUUACAACUUCUGCAGGUCAAUUUUUAGCAUGGAUGCCCGAUUAUAGUAAUAAUAAUCCUGGAGAUAUUGCUUAUAGUUCAAUUGAUUCAACAAGCCAGUUCCAAUCAAUUCACUAUAAGGAGGUAUUUUCUAUUUUCGAGGACCAAAUGUUUUUGGAUUACCAAUCUUCAGUUGAGAUAUCUGACACUGAGCAUAUGGUUAGCUUAUAUUUGGAAAUUCCAUCCAUUUAUUUUAUAGAACACACAGCUGACUAUCCUGAUGGAACUGAUUUUGUUGUAGAAGCUUAUGUAACAGAUUCAAAUGGUGCUGAAAAAAUGUUAUGUACUGCAAAGACAACUAUUGUAGCUGACAUAAAAAAUUUGUCAUUAUCUACUUUUGAUUUAUUAACAUAUGUAAUGAUAGAUAAAGUUGUUAUGUUUAAUGUCAGUGCAUUAUCAGGAACUGCAAAAGCAAACUAUGCUGUUUACUGGGAUAAAGAUGCUAGCAGGAAAGUUGAUGUUUAUGAUGAGAUAUUUAAUGUAUCAUAUUUUGGGCAUGUAUUUUCGAAGCCUGGUUCAUAUAAUGUACAUGUAAAAGCUUUUACUGAUUUGAGUUCUCAAAUAACAACUAAUCUUAUAAAUGUGGUUUGUGUUCUUUAUUUGCCAUCUUUUGUUAAUACAAAUGAGGUUUGGCAAAGUGAAAAAAUUAAACCUGUAAAAACAACUGAAGGUGAAGUAAGUGUUGAUGUAGCUUUAACUGGAUGUGGUCUGAUAACAAUCAGUUAUUUUCUUGAAAGCGAUACAUUGCAAAUCAAUGGCAGCUCAAUUCUAUGGCUAAGUGAAAAUUCUUUAUUUGUUAUAAAAUCAAAUCUUUUUCAAACCCAACCACAAACUCUUAAUAUCACUGUCUGUACCACUAAUAUAUUAGAAGCUCAUUGCAUAAAUGAACGAGGAUAUGUAGAGGAUCCAAUUGACAAUUUUGAAUUAGAUCUUACAACAAUGGAAACUAAUGUUGGUGGUUUCCUUAUUGUUUCAAAUAGCACAACCGGUACCAAUAAAACAUAUUGCUUUAAUUGGGGAGAUGGAAGUUCAACUUGCACUAAUGGAACUUAUGAUGUUAUAUCUGUUGAACAUAAAUAUCUUAAAUCUGGCAAUUAUACAAUAUCUGCUCUGGCUUUUAACCGAGUCAGUCAAAUGAAUAUUUUAGUUAUACAAGAAGUACAAGAUAGAAUAUCAAAGUGUACUAUUUCUGCUCAACCUACAAUCUAUAAUAAGUUAACUCAUGUUUAUUUUAAAAUUGAUCGUGGAACUGGAAUAAACAUUGUUUUAGAUUGGGGAAAACCAGAAUAUAAUAAAUACUUUUACUUCAAUAUUGAUGUUUUUGAAAAUUCUCUAACUAAUUUAAAAGAUUUUCCUUCAUUUGUAUUUCCAAUAAAACAAGACUACAAUGUUUGUUUAUUUCUUUCUAAUGAAAUCAAUGAAAAAAUAUGUUGUACUGUUGCAAUUGUAGAAGAUCAGAUUAAAGACUUUCAUAUAUCAGUAAAACAAGAGUUUGAGGGUGCAAAGAAGACUGAUUGGAUUGAGGAGAAUGAAAAUCUUAUUAUAAUGUCUAACCAUAACAAUGAAGCUAAACGUGUUCUUUAUAUGGUAAAUCUAGGAAAUGGAACUAUUUUUAACACUACCUACAAUGUUGUAAACGUAUCAUAUCCAUUUAGGAAUCUGUGUUAUAAUUAUUCAGUAAUUGCCACAAAUCCUGUUUCCCAAGCAUCCAGUUGGACUAAUAUAUGUAUUCAACGUCGUUUAAAUCCAAUAUAUUCUCCAAAAUUUGUUCAUGUUCCAACAAGUUCAAAAGAAGAAAUGUCAAUUAAGUUCACAUUUUUAUCAGGGAAUGAUUUUGAUUGUAUUUUUAAUUUUAAUGAUAAAAGUAAAGAAAAAACAUUCUCGGUUAGUUAUACUGACUUUAUUGGACCAAUUGGUUUUAUAGAGGCAAAACAUCAUUUUUCAGCGGGCGAAUACAAUGUGACAAUUUUUUGUACAAAUCGUCUUUAUGAUAUUUUUUUAUCUACAAUUGUUAUAUCACAGGAUCCUGUCAAUGAACCUCUGUUUGAAAUAAAAGGACGUUGUUAUAAUGGUAGCAUUUUUAAUGAUGUUGUGCCACAGAAGUUUUUCUCAGAUUUGUUUAUUAAUGCUUUUUGCAAUAUUAUAAUUAAUAUAGAGAAUCAACAAGGUUCUAAUGUUAGAGAACGUGGAGAUUUGAUUAUUGAAGGAAAAUAUAAAGGAACAUUUCCUGUAGUUAACAAUACAAUUGAAUUUCAAAAUAGUUUAUGGUCAGGAUUAGACAUGUGUAAUGCAGAGAUAUCUAUUAAUUCAUCUAACUUGGUUAGUCAAAUAAUAUCAAAGCUGAAAACAGUUAAACUUGUUGUGCCUGUUACGAAUUUCAAAGUAACAGUUGAAAGUGGUAUGCAUACAGUUGGCGUACCUAUAAUGUAUACAGUAGAGUUUUUGGGUCCGGUUCCAGGUAAUCCUUGUUUGUCUAUCAAUUUUCAAGAUGGUUCACCUGUUCAAAUUUAUGGUGGCUCAAAUUGUAAAAAUCCCUUAGACAGAUUCCCUAAUCCCUUUACUCGUUCAUAUGCUUUUCAAGCAAAAAAUUCAUAUUUAGUAACUUUUGUGGUAAGUAACCAAAUCUCAAGUAAGACUCAAAAGGUUGUAUUUCGUGUGCUUGAUUACCUUUGCUCAGCUCCACAAAUUAGAUUUGCAAGUUCUGCAGCUAUUAGUGAGGCAUCUCUGGACAGCAAUCAAAAGGCCUACUUUUAUAAAUGCAUGAAUACCACAUUUAAGUAUACUAUGAGAACAAACUGCACUAGACCAAAAACAGUUUUAGUAAAAAAAAUUAUUAUAGAAUAUAAAAUGAACAAUGUAACAUGGCGUAAAGAUGUUGAUGAGUUUUUAGAUGAAAAGUACAUUCUCAUUGGUAAAACUCUCAAAAAUUAUGGUAUAUAUCGAGUUACUUAUUUUGGGCAGAUGGUAGACAAUGUCACAAAAGAGGUUGUUGAAGAUACAAUAUCCAUGAGAAUAGGUUACUUCAAGGUUGUCCCUUGUCCUUUACAAUUAAUUAUUGCUGGUGGAUAUGAGAAAACAUUUCAGCGAGGAGAUGAAAUAGUAAUAGAUGCUACACGAAGUCAUGACCCUGACAGUGACAGCAAGCUUGAUGUUAAAUGGUUUUGUGCUCGCAGUGGUAACUUUAGCGGCUUAGAUAUUUAUAAAGUUAAAGAGAAAAAGAGUUACCCUGUGGUUGAUCCAAACACUUACAAAAGCGAAAAUUUUCUUUCAAAAGCAUGCUUUUCAAAUUCAGAAGGAUCAGCAAUACAAAUGAAUGAUAGAGGGUUAUUAUCACUAAAAUUGGUUCUUCUAAGUAAGUAUUUAUGGUAUUAUUGUUAUGAUUUGCGUUUGUUAAUCAUGAAACGUUAUGAUCCAUUCAAUCGCCAAGCCAUUGGAGAUGUGACAUUAUGUUUAACUGAAAAAGAACCCUUAUAUGUAUCUGUGAAAUGCGAACAAAAUUGUGAUGUCUUGAUUAAUCCCAGCUCAAAGUUUUCUAUAAGUUCAUCAAUUUCAAAUAAAGACAAAUGUGAACAAAUUAUCUAUAAUUGGAAAGUUUUACGUACCUUUAAAACUGGGCUGAACUGUACAUAUGAAGAUAUUACAGAAGAACUUAUAAACAAAUCAACAACAAAGUUUAACCAGCGUAAUUUUGUCCUCGGGCCUAAUUCUUUAAACUCAACUUAUCGAUACAAGUUUCGCGUUAACGCAUCAUGUUCAAAAGGGAUUUUAUCUGGUGCAUCAGGAGCAGCAGCAGAAAUAAAAGAUGUUAACAAUCCUCCAGAUGUAUCAAAGGCAACUUGUAGUGUGUAUCCUAAUAAUGGUUCUGUAGCUAAAUCAGAUUUUGUCAUAAAUUGUGAAGGAGUUGAAGAUGAGCAUUAUCCACUUUCUUAUGGUUUUCAAUACAAUUGCAAAGAUUCAUGGGCUUUUUUAACUACAGCAACAACAGUUUCAAAUGUUACAAGCGGCAAGUUUAAACUACCUCCAAGUAAAAAAGAAAGUGGUAAUUGUUCUUUACGCGUAAUUGCACGUGAUAGUUAUGGUGUUCAAUCUGAUCCAUUUCCAAUGAUACCAUUAGAAGUUCAGGUUUAUGGGACUCCUUCUGAAGAUCUGACUUUGAGCUUGAUUAGGGAACUAAAAUUGAGUAAUUUACCCAACGAACAAUCGUUGUUAGCAAACCGCAUUGUUGUUUUAUUGGAAAUGAAUAGUUCCAUUUCUCUUGAGAAUAAGGAAUUAAUAGGAAAUUACCUUCUUUCUGUUUGGAUCGACACCCCAGAGGAUGCUAACCUGGUUGUACAAAAUAUUCAAACUGAGGGAAAUGAUACAGUUGCUUUGAAAACCCUAGAUAAAGUUUUGGAUCAAUUUAAUAUGCUGAACGCCAAUGAGUUGUCUGACAUAUCUGUCCACAUUUUGGCAAAAACAUCUGCAUUAGGGGGUCGAACUACUAUGGCAUUUGCACUAAGAGUUGAGGAUCGCGUCUUCUCUUCUAUUGUUAAAACACUUGUUGUUGGAGAACCUGCUGCAAGUUCUAAAACACCUUUUGGUGACACACAUAUUUUGCAAAUAGAUGCUGGUGCUCAAAAAAUUGGCGGUUUCAGCUUACCUGAUUUAGGUGGUGGUGGAGCUAUUAACAGUGUCGGUUCAAAUCGUUAUCAAUUUGAUAAAGCUUCAAAAAAUGUAAAAGGAAAAGUUAAAGGUAUGGCUCUCACAAAACCUGAUGGGUCUCAAAAACAGCUUAAAAACCUUACAGAAAAAAUAAAGUUAGUUCUUGAAAAUGACGAAGUUCCGCCUCCAAUGAAGAACUUUACUGCUUACUGUGAGCUUUUGCGCAAUAUUCAUCAAGUUGAGUCCACUGUCAAUUCUUCUAUUAUUGUACUUAACAUUAAACCAACAGAUGAAAAUUUUACUGGAUUUUUCUUUACAUUUAUGAAUAAAGGAAGAUUUCCGUCUUUGUCUGAUAACCAGCAGAAUUGCACUCUUCCAAAUCCUUAUCCAGAAGAUUGGUACAGUUUGUCAAAAGAAAAACAAAGUUAUUGGGAGAGCCAAAAAAAAUGGACUUGUUAUUUCAGUGAAAACGAUCUAAACAAAACAGCUGUUGGAAUUUGGUGCAUAGGAGUCAUCUACUACAACAACACACAUCCUCUCACUAAAUUGUUGUUGCCAGCUUCAUCUACUCCUAGUGAAGAUAAUUGUUCAGCUGUAGGAUAUUUUUUUCAAGCAUAUACUCGUGCAUGCAUGUAUUGGGAUAAGCCUCUUAACACAUGGAACACAGAAGGAUGUGAGACUGAUGAAUAUGAAACAAAUAAUUAUCAAACUGUAUGCCAUUGUGAUCAUUUGACUGAUUUUGGAGGCGGUGGUCCAUUUUCGAAUGCUCAACCACCUGAUUUUGGUGCUCUUAAAAGGUUUGAUUUAGCAAGCAAUCCAACUGUUUUUUCAGUUGUUAUGGCAAUAAUAGGUUUAUAUUUGUUAUUACUUGUAUGGGCAAGAAAAAAGGAUAAAGGUGAUCUUGAAAAGAGCGAGGUGAUUUAUCUACCUGAAAACCACCCUAAUGAUAAAUACUUAUAUGAAAUUAUUGUAGAUACAGGAUUUAAAAAGGGUUGCUCAACAACUGCAGAUGUAGCAAUAUUGAUAACAGGAAGCAGAGGAGAAUCAGGACCAAGAAAAUUGUACAGUCCUAAUCGAAAAUGUUUUCAAAAAUCAGAAACUGAUAUUUUUAUCAUAGCAUUACCAGCUGAUAUUGGUGACCUAAAAGAAGUGGCAAUAUGGCAUAAUAAUGGUGGAGACUCUCCAGGAUGGUUUCUUCUAAGUGUUCAGGUUCGUGACAUGCAAACACAAACGCUAACUAAUUUUAUUUGUAAUCAAUGGUUAGAUGUCACUGAAGAAGAUGGCGCUAUUAUAAGAAAAAUUCAACCAUCAUCCCAAGAAGAUAUUACAGAAUUUAAUUAUCUUUUUUUUGUAACUAUGAUAAAGAACUUUUAUGAUGGACAUAUUUGGUUAUCAAUAUUUACAAGACCUUGUCAUAGCACUUUUACUAGAUGUCAACGUCUAGCCACAUGUAUGUCAUUAUUAAUGACAUCAAUGGUUGCUAAUGCUAUGUUCUAUAAAACAGCCACAGGACCCCCUUCUCCGUCAAUUUCUUUAGGUCCCAUGACACUUUCAAUAAACGAAAUGAAAACAUCGGUGGCCACUGCAAUAAUUGUAGUUCCUUGUAAUCUUUUGAUAAUCUUUCUGUUUAAAAAUGCUGGACCCCAAAAAAAAAGUCACUCAAAGUAUGAACUGAAUAAAAAAGAUGAAGUAACUUAUGCUGCAAGAAAAUCUAUUUCACUAGCAAAACAAGAACUGAUAGAUGUAAAAAAGUAUAAUUCUCGAGUUAAAUAUUUCCGAGCUUUAUUUUUCCAUGGUAAACAUGAUAACAUUGAAAAUAAACAUUUGCCUCAUUGGUUAAUUUAUAUUGCAUAUUUCAUAUCAUUUGCAUCAUCAAUAGCUAGCUCUUUUUUUGUGAUUGUGUAUGGAUUUACAUUUGGAAAAGUAACAUCUGACAAAUGGGUGGUCUCAAUGUUGUUUUCAUUUUUUCAUUCUGUUUUUUUUGUUCAACCAAUUAAGAUAGUACUGUUAUCAAUCUUUUUUUCUGUCUUGAAAAAAAUUCCUUCAACUAUUGGCAGAGAAUCUGUGAUUUACAAACCCCAAACAAGAGAAGAGGAAGAAAAUGAAAUUAAAGAGGUUCUUUUUUCUGAUCCAGAAGUUUUUAAACUCCCUGAUGAAAGAAGGUUAAAUGAAUUUCGUAUUGCACGGCUUAAGGAGAAGCGCAUUCAAUUGGUACUGAAAGAAGUGUUUAAUCAUUUUUCUUUUGUUAUACUGGUGAUAAUUGUAGCUUACUCUUCUGCUGAUCCUUCUUGUUUUUGGUUGUAUAAAUCCACUUUUCAGCUCUGUGCAUCAAAUGGCUUGAUUAAAGACUAUCAUUUUCCAAAAGGAAAAAUUGUUAUUAUACCAUCAGAUCCUUCUUCCGAAACUGUUAUUCCUGCAGCAGCAGAUGUGGCAACAAAUGAAGAUUGGUUUCUUUGGACACGCUACUCAGUUAUUGAGUAUUUAUUCCCUGAUGGCUGGUAUAAUAACAAAAUGAAAUAUCCUGCUGGUUUUAUUGCUGACUCUGCGUCAUCUAAAGUAUUAGCAAUGGCAAGGUUUCGUCAACUGCGUGUAUCACAAAAUUCUUGCACAAAGCAUCCUGUUUUUAAAUAUUUAAUAAAUGAAUGUAAUGCUGGAUACAGCUACUCUUCUGAAGAGACUCGUGAGUUUAAAGCUGGUUGGCUACCUCCUUUAAAUAAAACUGAAAGGUUUCGAAGAAGAAAAGGGAAAAAAAAAGCUGUGUGGAAAGGUCUUGAAGAUCCAUGGCUAUAUCAGACAACUGCUCAGCUGAAGAAUCCCUUUCCAUUUAGUGGUUUAAUAAAUACCUAUACUGGAUCAUCUUAUUCUGUUAGUAUUGGACCAAAUAAAGGAACAGCACUUAGAAUCUGGAGAAGUUUGAAAAAUAAUUUUUGGGUUGACAGAUACACCAGAGCUCUUUUUACAGAAAUAAAUAUUUACAAUGCCAACACUAAUCUUAUGUUAAUUGUGACAAUCUUACACGAGGUACUUCCUACUGGUGGUUAUGUUUACUAUUCAAACGUUCAAGCUUUACGUUUGUAUCGGUAUGUUGGUGGGCUUGGACAGCUGGUCAUAAUAUUUGAUUUGAUUUUUUUUGGUAUAACAAUAGUUAGUAUAUACAAAAUUGUUCGCUUAUCACGGAGGAUUAGUGUUAAGGAGUAUUUUUCCACUCUAUGGAAUGUUUUGCAUGUAAUUGUCACUGUUUGUUCAGUUUGUGUUAUAGCAUUUACACUGUGUCGCAUGUUGGCUGUAAACGCAGCAGUAGCAGAAUAUUUGUCUGAUCCUGAAGUGUUUGUUAGUUUUCAGUUUGUUGGUCAGCUAGAGUAUCUUACCAUUGGUUGUCUCGGUUUUAUUUUGUUUUUUACUAACCUUGAGUUUUUGCGAAUAUUGCGUUUCAAUCGACUAAUUUCUUUGCUUAGUAAAUCUGUGUCUACAAUGGGAGGUCCUCUCUUGUCUUUUGGAAUAAUGUUUUUAGUUUUGUUUAUGGCAUUUGUUACAUUUACUACUUGCAUAUACAUGGAUAAGCUAGAAGAUUUUCAAUCAAUUCCAAGAUCAUUCAUAACUAUGACAACGAUGUUUUUGGGAAAGAUAUCUGUUACAGAUUACUUUAAUAAUGCUCCAUUUUUUGGUCCAAUAAUGUUUGGAUCAUAUAUGCUGUCAAUCCAGAUGGUUAUGAUAAACUUAUUUGUUGGGCUGAUAUGUGAAGCAUUUACUGAAACAAACGAAGAGCCAAUAACACAAGAUGCGCCAAUGGUUAUUAGUUUUAUUUUUAAGAAGAUAAAAACACCAGGAAACAAAGCAAAUGAACCAGACCCAAUAUACUAUGAUUGGAAAGAUGAAUUUGAACAAAUGGUUGAAAAUUUAGAAAAUAGUUUUGAUAACUGCACAUAUAAAUUAAGAAACAUGGAAGCAGAAAUACACAGACAAACCAAGUUCUUUGACCAGGAAGAGGAAAUAAAAAACGAGUUGUUGGUUGCAAUAUUGGGCCUUGAUUUUUUUGAUUCUGAAGUUGAGUUUUUCGAUGGAUUGACUACUCUUGAAAAAAAACUGCAAAGUAUGACUGUUGAAGAUGCUAAGCUUUUUCUAAAACAAGCCUCCGUCAUGCGUUUAAUUGCUUCGCAACAAAAUGAUGGUGAAGAUUAGAAGUUUCGACAUGUUUGUUUCGACGUAUUUUCGACGUGUUUAUAAAUAUGCGAAAGUUUUGUUGAUACAUAAACUUUUUAUUUUAUAAAUAUUUUUGCCUAGAUAUGUUUAUACUUUUGCGAAAACCAUCGAAAUUAUCAAUAAAAUAUACUAUUUUAUUGCAAAUUUUUUUAUUUACUUCUUUUUUAUUUUUGUUUUGAGUCUCAUCUUGUAGUUUUAUUAAAUUUUGCAUUAACUUUUUUACUUUAUUUUAAAGACAAAUUAUACCUUAUCAUACACUAUGUAACAUACAAUUAUACACCGCUAUAGACCAUGUAACAUACAAAUGUAAAUUUAUUGUUUUAGCUGUUAAACUGCUAAAAAGGUUCCGUUCCAA
This is a messenger RNA of Hydra vulgaris (swiftwater hydra), 10932 nucleotides long. RefSeq lists its product as uncharacterized. NCBI's taxonomy places the organism in Eukaryota, Metazoa, Cnidaria, Hydrozoa, Anthoathecata, Hydridae. Gene Ontology annotation, cellular component: membrane. Gene Ontology annotation, molecular function: protein binding; calcium ion binding; calcium channel activity. Gene Ontology annotation, biological process: detection of mechanical stimulus. The record is from RefSeq and is a predicted model, not a curated record.